AAAUUGCGAGUCUAUAAGAAAACCUUACAAGCGUUAUUAUAUCCGAUAUCCAAUUCUAGCCCUCAUAAUUUUGAAAAAUGGAGUGCUAGUGGACCAACUUACUGUUGUGAAUGCACAGGUUUAUUAUGGGGUAUUAGAAAGCAAGGCAUGAAAUGUAAAGCGUGCGGUGUGAAAUGUCAUGAAAAAUGCAUGAACUUAUUAAAUGAUGAUUGUCUACAACGAGCUGCAAGCAAAUCCAAUAAGCGUGGUUCUCGCGACAGGUCGCAACAAGUCAGACAAGAUAUGGCUAAACGAAUGGAUGAUCAGGAAUCAUCAAAUGCAGAGCUUUUUCAACUAGUCAGAGAUGUCUUCAACAUUGAAAACAGGUUACAUGUCGGCUACUUGAAACAUGUACGACAGAGCAUCUUAGAUGGGACAUCAAAGUGGUCGGCUAAAAUCAAGACAAAAGUGGUGUGUGCACAAGGUCUUAUCGCCAAAGAUAGAACAGGUUUAAGCGAUCCAUAUGUUACCGUUCAAGUUGGUAAAACAAAGAAACGUACUGAAACUGUGCAACAAAAUUUAAAUCCCGAAUGGAAUGAAGAAUUUGUUUUUGAUUGUAAUAAUGCCUCCGAUCGAAUAAAAGUUCGCGUGUGGGAUGAAGAUGAUGAUUUCAAAUCCCGUAUUAAAUCAACAUUUAGUCGCGAAGCUGAUGAUUUUCUAGGUCAAGCUAUCAUUGAUGUUCGUACAUUGAAUGGCCAAAUGGAUGUUUGGUAUAAUUUAGAGAAAAGAACAGAAAAAUCGCUUGUAUCUGGCUCCAUACGUCUUAUUAUCAGUAUUGAUAAAGCACACGAUAACGAGGAAAGCGUAGCACCUUAUCACCAGCAAUACACUUGUUUACAUGAGAAUCUGUUUUACUAUUUAUGUGAGAAAAAUAAUGGAAAAGUACCAAUUCCAACUGUAUCAUCGACCGAAGAUUCGUGGAAAGUCUAUUUCCCUAAGGAGGGCCAAGAAAUCUUGAGGGAAUUUGCAAUGAGUUUUGGAAUCGAAGAAAUCUAUCAAGCAAUGACGCACUUUUCAUGCCUUACCACGCGCUUAACAAGUCCUGGAGUACCAGCAGUCAUGAGCUCUCUUUUAGCUAACAUUAACGCCUAUUAUGCCCAUACUACAGACUCUCACAAUGCUAGCGAUAGAUUUGCUGCAGCAAACUUUGGUAAAGACAAAUUUGUCAAAAUUUUGGAUCAGUUACACAAUGUAUUACGAAUCGAUAUGUGCUCCUACAGGACAAGUUUUCCGUCCUCUUCUCCUGAAAAAUUAGCUGAUCUAAAAGCUACGGUGGAUUUAUUGACGAGCAUUACAUUUUUUAGGAUGAAAGUAUUAAAUAUUACAAGUCCACCUCGUGCAUCACAAGUUGUUACUGAAUGUGUCAAAGCUUGCCUUAAAAGUACCUACCAAUACAUCUACCAAAAUUGUACAGAUUUAUAUGAUAAUGCUACCAAUGAUAAUGAAGAGCCAGAUACCAACAAUAUAUCCAGUAAUAGCGCUAAUACUGUUAAUGGGAAUAACGUGAAACAUUUCGAUUUUUGGAGGAAAUUAAUUGGUGUUAUCGUUUCCGUAUUGGAAGAGGACAAAAAUUGUUAUACUAGUGUUUUAAGCCAAUUUCCUUCUGAAUUGAACGUAGGCCAUUUAAGUGCGGAGCAUAUUUGGGCUUACUUAGCACAAGAUAUGCAAGGAUUCUUAUUCGAACAUGCUCAAGGCGAUGUCAUAGAAAAUAAUAACGAAUUUAUUAAACUUCAGUUCAAGGUGAAAUGGUUAUAUGAUAAUUACUGCAAAGACAUUCCAACAUUUAAGUUAAUUAUUCCUCACUAUCCAUCAUGGUUUGAAGCCUACGUCAUGCAGUGGCUACAUGAGAAUGAAGAAGCCUCAACGGAAUUUAUGUACGGUGCUUUCAAUCGUGAUGAAAAUAAUGAAGACAAUGAGGAAUUUCAACCAAUAUCGGAGAGAUCUCCAUUUUCUAGUUCUGUCGUAGACAUAUUUUGCUCCUUAACGCAGAGCUAUGAAAUAAUAAAGAAAAUGGAGUGUCCUGAUCCGGCCCUCCUGGGAAAGUACAUGGAAAGAUUUUGCCGGACAAUCACGUCGGUGUUACUAGGAUAUGCCGCUUGUAUUUCAAGAGACUUUAAGAAAUAUUGUUCCUCAGAGAGAACGGCUUGUACCCUAAUGAAUAACAUCCAUCAAGCAACUGUACAAUUAGAAAAAUUAUUUCUUGCAAUGGGUGGUGAUUCGCUUGGCUCAGAACCAAAGAAAAUUUUAAAUGAACUACAAGGCAGACUUAAAGAAACAAUAACACAAAUCAGUUCUAUCUUUGCCGAUAGCCAUGAACCAACAGUACAUCAAGCUUUACUGAAGCUAAGCGCAAUCCUCAGCACAGUAAAAGGAGCUGCAAAUGUUCCCGCUAAUGCGGCAACGGUUGGCAAACAAUCACAAGAAGAUUCCUACCAUGUUAUGGGACCACUACUAGAAUUCUUAGAUAGCCAUUUAAAUUCGUAUCACCACAAAUGUGAUAAAAAUAUUUUGAAAAGGAUUUUAAAGGAAUUAUGGAGGCUUGUAUUAUCAAAAAUGGAAAGGGUCGUAGUUCUCCCUCCGUUAUCUGAUGUUAAAGUAAGUAGUAUCGUCCUAAAAUACAUUCUGGAAGGCAGCAAAAAUUUAAGUCCAAAGCAAUGUUUCAUUUUAGAAAUUGGCCUUAAAAAUAUCUUGCAAUAUUUCCAUGCUGGUGGCAACGGAUUAAAGAAAGGUUAUCUUGAAAAGAGUGUUGAAUGGCAGUCUCUUCGCUAUGCCCUCUCUCUUUACACACAAACAACAGAUACGUUAAUUAAAACUUUUGUUGAAAGCCAGACAGCUCAAGAUCGAUAUGGACUUGAUGAUUGUGUUGGCGAACUGAAUUUACAAGUAGAAUUAUUUACUCAUCCCGGCACCGGAGAACAUAAAGUUACUGUUAAAGUUGUGGAAGCUACUGGACUUUUAUGGCAAUCUACUAACAUGUUUAGACCAUUUGUCGAGAUCAAUGUUAUUGGGCCACAUUUGCACGAUAGAAAACGCCGACAGUCAACUAGAUCAAAAAGUAACAACUGGGACCCAAAGUUUAAUGAGAUAUUUUAUUUUAUUCUCAGUAAUGAAGAUGAUCCUUAUAGUUUCGAAUUGCAUAUUUGUGUUCGAGAUUACUGUUUUACCCGACAAAACCAACUUGUUGGGAUGUGUGUUAUUCAAUUACGUGAAAUUGCCGACGUUGGCUCCCGCUCUUGCUGGUGGCCAUUAAGUCGAGCUGUUUAUAUGGACGAAACAGGGCGUACUGUUCUUCGUAUACUAUCACAAAGAAUGCAUGAUGAAGUUGCCAGGGAGUUUGUUACCUUAAAAUCGGAAUGUCGCCCUGGCAAUAACUUGGCUAGAAAUUAA
This is a messenger RNA of Trichoplax adhaerens, 3426 nucleotides long. RefSeq lists its product as uncharacterized. The annotation marks the transcript as partial. Gene Ontology annotation, biological process: chemical synaptic transmission. Lineage: Eukaryota; Metazoa; Placozoa; Uniplacotomia; Trichoplacea; Trichoplacidae. Gene Ontology annotation, molecular function: syntaxin-1 binding; calmodulin binding; calcium ion binding. The transcript has 36 exons. The record is from RefSeq and is a predicted model, not a curated record. Gene Ontology annotation, cellular component: plasma membrane.